CCCUUCUUUCCCUCCCCACCCCCUUAGGAAGUAAAGUAGUCCUCUCUUCCUUUUUCUCUUUUUUUUUCUUUAUUCUUCUGAUUUCCCCCUAUUCACCUUCCAUUCCUCUCCUCCCCCAAAAUUAAAACGAAUUUACACAAUUAGAACAAGAAAAUCUUAUUAGGAGAGGCUGGAAUCAUGAGCCCCUCCUGCCUCCUGGAACAGGGAGGACAAAUAUUCAUAUAAAUACAUGGAGGGUUCUAUUUUAUAAAAUAUAUUAUUUUUUAUUUUUAUGUUUUAAUGGACCGGAUAAUCUCCAAAUGCAACAGUGAAACCUACAGCUUUGCGGGGGAGGUAGCUGUAUCCGGUUGGGUGGCAGGCGUAUCCAAGGGGUACCAUGAAGUACUCAGGUCCCCUGGAGAGCCAGAGACUGUCCUUUCUUCUAGAAAGGGCAGUCUCUAGGGAAGCCCAGAUGUGGAAGGUGUACGUGCACAAGAUGCCAACCAACCAGGAUGCAGCUAUUUCUCCAGAACAGCGAGAUGAAGUAAUCCUUUGGCUGGCUGAGCUGAAGUGCCAGUUCCUUGUUUACCCAGAAACCCUUGCUCUGGCCAUCAGUCUUUUGGAUCGUUUCUUGGCUACAGUAAAGGCCCGUCCAAAAUACUUGCGGUGCAUUGCAAUUAGCUGCUUCUUCCUUGCGGCCAAAACCAUAGAGGAGGAUGAGCGGAUUCCUGUUCUCAGGACCUUGACACAGGACAGCUCUUGUGGCUGUUCUCCAUCUGAAGUCCUCAGGAUGGAGAGGAUCAUUCUGGACAAACUCAACUGGGACCUUCACACAGCUACGCCCCUGGAUUUCCUGCACAUUUUCCAUGCUAUGGCGUUAACUACCAACCCCGAGUUACUAGACAGGUUGCCAGAGAUGAAUCCAUCACUGCACGUGGCGCUGCUUACUAAACAACUUCUUCAGUGUAUGGCGUCUUAUGAGCUCCUGCAGUUCAAGGGUUCCAUGCUGGCGUUGGCUGUUCUCAGCCUAAACAUGGAAAUGCUGCUUCCUGAUUGGCUCGCACUUACCAUCAAGCUACUCCAGACUGCGCAGAUGGAUAGCUCCCAGCUGUUCCAUUGUCGGGAUGUUGCUGCACGACACCUUUCUCCUUUGCUGGCUCCCUUGCCUCCCAACGCUGUUUAUGUCUACUGUCCCCUCAAGCAGACCCUGGUAACCUGUAACAGAGGAGCGUUUCGAUUCCGCCCCUCCCCUUCAUCAGGCCCCGGAGUCAACCAGCAGGGCAAAAGCACACCAGGAGCUCGCAUCAAGGGAACAACUGUCCUAUACCAACGGCUUGCCGCUCCGACUGGCUGCAAGCAAGCCUCCGCCAAGCGAAAGGUGGAGGUAAUGGAAGUGGACGAGUUCUAUGAUGGGAUCAAGAGGCUAUACAACGAAGAUUGCACUGGGGAGGUUAUGGGCGUGGAGAUAGUGGGUUGUAGUGGUGGCCUAUCAAGACAAGAUGUCUCCAUAUCUCCAUGCCCACAAUUACAGGCUGUAUCUGUCAUGUAGCAUACAACUAUUUUGAUUGGCAAAACCAGGUGCCAUAUGAGAUUCCUUUUGAUAUCUUCAUGUGCUGAAGGUCACCUUUCAGUGCAGUGCAUUGCAGACCUCUCCAGCCCUGAAGGUGUUAAAACCGUAUUGUGUGCCAUGCACUAUGGGUUAAAGGCCAUGCCUCACUAGGUUGGAAUAGAGCAAUACAAAUCCUAACUGUUUUCUCAUGCUGCUAAACCCUAGCUCCAUUUUAUGUCAUUAAAAAAAUAAAUAAAAUAGAUGAAAACAACAAAAAACUAAAAUGUACAUAAAAAAAAUAUCAAAACGGCCAAAAACAGCAACAAAAAAAGGUAGAAAAAAUUGUUAAGUUCUAGUGUUGUCAGUUCUAUCGUUUUAUUUUGAUGUUUCUGCGGUAAGCUGUACUCUUUGAUAUUCCUUGUGCAAGGCUAUUAUAUUUUAGAUUUGUCUUUCGGUGUUCUUUCCAGUCUUUCUAGAUUCUGCAUAACUCUCUAUCUUACAUCUCUCUGCCUUUUCUGUUUGUACUGACCUUAAAUUAAAAACUAAAUGUUUUUUUAUUCUUCCUAAAUAAUCAAAGAACGUUCUCAUAAUAAUAAUAAUAAGGUAAUCUAUAUUGUUUCAUUCAUUUAAAACAAAUACUUUACUGUUUUGGUCUUAUGAAACUAUUACUUUAACCUUAUUUAAAAUCACUUCUCAAAAAUAUGGGUAGUAUUUGUUAAAUAUCUGAUCAUAACCUGUCCGCACUUUAUUGUACAAACAAGGAUUGUAGAAUUGGCUACAAUAAUGACAUGAUUUUAUAUAUGAAAAAUAAUAAAUCAUUUGAGCUGCAAAUCUGCAAUAACAAUGUCAUUUUGGGUUAACAAGCAUACCCAUAGUUUAAUAAAUAAUAUCCACUUUGGAAUUGUAACAAGUUAUUGCAAUAUAUUCAUGGGCUUUAACCAUUAGAAUCACUUGCAAAAAUCAUUAAAAUUAUACAAGUUUUUGGCCAUGAAAAAAGUUCUACCCAUGUUCACAUCUUUAAAUAAUACUGUUUUUUGAAGUUAGCAUUUAGCAGACACAUUGUUUAAGCAUGUGUGUUUAAUUUUCUGUAAACUUGUUACUAUGUUAAUGAUAUUCUGUAGAGCUCUUUGCACAGUCUGAGAAAGGCAUGGCCAAUGGAAUCUAUGCUCCCAUACAUAGUCCUGCUGGUUACAAUAAAAAGUUGCCCCAACAAAA
This is a messenger RNA of Bombina bombina (fire-bellied toad), 2743 nucleotides long. It is a transcript of the gene CCNI, whose product is annotated as cyclin I. The transcript has 7 exons. The record is from RefSeq and is a predicted model, not a curated record. Gene Ontology annotation, cellular component: nucleus; cyclin-dependent protein kinase holoenzyme complex; cytoplasm. NCBI's taxonomy places the organism in Eukaryota, Metazoa, Chordata, Amphibia, Anura, Bombinatoridae. Bases 377 to 1528 code for a protein of 383 amino acids. Gene Ontology annotation, molecular function: cyclin-dependent protein serine/threonine kinase regulator activity. Gene Ontology annotation, biological process: mitotic cell cycle phase transition; regulation of cyclin-dependent protein serine/threonine kinase activity.